Sorex fumeus (smoky shrew) is the source of this 12162-nucleotide messenger RNA. RefSeq names its product transformation/transcription domain associated protein (gene TRRAP). Gene Ontology annotation, biological process: regulation of DNA-templated transcription; DNA repair. Lineage: Eukaryota; Metazoa; Chordata; Mammalia; Eulipotyphla; Soricidae. Gene Ontology annotation, cellular component: nucleus; NuA4 histone acetyltransferase complex; SAGA complex. The transcript is spliced from 73 exons. The record is from RefSeq and is a predicted model, not a curated record. Gene Ontology annotation, molecular function: protein binding; transcription coregulator activity. The coding region runs from base 144 to 11762 and encodes 3872 amino acids.
GCGGCGGCGGCGGCGGCGAGGCCGGGCGGCGCGGGGGGCUCGGGCCGGGGGUCCCGGGGCGCGAGCGCCGAGGCGGGGCUGGGUGGACUCAUGGACCUGAUACUUUUCUCCUGAGGAACAAACCAACUUGUUAGGAAAAAAAAAUGGCAUUCGUUGCAACACAAGGGGCCACGGUGGUUGACCAAACCACUCUGAUGAAAAAGUACCUUCAGUUUGUGGCAGCUCUCACAGAUGUCAAUACACCUGAUGAAACAAAGUUAAAAAUGAUGCAGGAAGUUAGUGAAAACUUCGAGAACGUAACGUCAUCUCCUCAGUAUUCUACAUUCCUGGAACACAUCAUCCCUCGAUUCCUUACAUUUCUUCAGGAUGGAGAAGUGCAGUUUCUUCAGGAGAAACCAGCCCAGCAACUGCGGAAACUAGUUCUUGAAAUAAUUCAUAGGAUACCAACCAAUGAACAUCUUCGUCCACACACAAAAAAUGUUUUAUCUGUGAUGUUUCGCUUUUUAGAGACGGAAAAUGAAGAAAAUGUUCUUAUUUGUCUACGAAUAAUCAUUGAGCUGCACAAGCAAUUCAGGCCGCCCAUCACGCAGGAAAUUCAUCAUUUUUUGGAUUUUGUGAAACAGAUUUAUAAGGAGCUUCCAAAAGUAGUGAACCGAUACUUUGAGAACCCUCAGGUGAUCCCCGAGAACACAGUCCCUCCCCCUGAAAUGGUCGGUAUGAUCACCACCAUCGCUGUGAAAGUCAGUCCUGAGCGCGAGGACAGCGAGACAAGAACACAUUCCAUCAUUCCAAGAGGAUCUCUGUCUCUCAAAGUGUUGGCUGAAUUGCCCAUUAUUGUCGUAUUAAUGUAUCAGCUCUACAAACUGAAUAUCCACAAUGUUGUCGCCGAGUUUGUGCCACUGAUCAUGAACACUAUUGCGAUUCAAGUGUCCGCGCAGGCCAGGCAACAUAAGCUUUACAACAAGGAGUUGUAUGCUGAUUUCAUUGCUGCUCAGAUCAAAACAUUGUCAUUUUUAGCUUAUAUCAUCAGAAUUUACCAGGAGCUGGUGACCAAGUACUCUCAGCAGAUGGUCAAGGGGAUGCUGCAGCUGCUGUCCAACUGCCCCGCCGAGACUGCGCACCUGCGGAAGGAGCUGCUCAUCGCCGCCAAGCACAUCCUCACCACCGAGCUGAGAAACCAGUUCAUUCCUUGCAUGGACAAGCUGUUUGACGAAUCCGUGCUGAUCGGCGCCGGCUACACCGCUCGGGAGACCCUCAGGCCCCUCGCCUACAGCACGCUGGCUGACCUCGUGCACCACGUCCGGCAGCACCUACCCCUUGGCGACCUCUCCCUCGCCGUCCAGCUCUUCGCCAAGAACAUCGAUGACGAGUCCCUGCCCAGCAGCAUCCAGACGAUGUCCUGCAAGCUGCUGCUCAACCUGGUGGACUGUAUCCGCUCCAAGAGUGAGCAGGAGAGUGGCAACGGCAGGGACGUCCUCAUGCGGAUGCUGGAGGUCUUUGUUCUGAAGUUCCACACGAUUGCGCGCUACCAGCUCGCUGCCAUUUUUAAGAAGUGCAAGCCUCAGUCGGAGCUGGGAGGCGUGGACGCUGCUCUGCCCGGUGUGCCCACUGCCCCCGCAGCUCCUGGCCCUGCCCCCUCUCCCGCCCCUGUGCCUGCCCCCGCACCGCCCCCGCCGCCGCCCCCGACCCCCGCCACCCCUGUGACUCCAGCCCCUGUGCCUCCCUUCGAGAAGCAAGGCGAAAAGGACAAGGAGGACAAGCAGACUUUCCAGGUCACAGACUGCCGCAGUCUGGUGAAGACCCUGGUCUGUGGCGUGAAGACCAUCACGUGGGGGAUCACGUCGUGCAAAGCACCUGGAGAAGCCCAGUUCAUUCCCAACAAGCAGUUACAACCCAAAGAGACUCAGAUAUACAUAAAACUUGUGAAGUACGCAAUGCAGGCUUUGGAUAUUUAUCAGGUCCAGAUAGCAGGAAAUGGACAGACAUACAUUCGCGUAGCAAACUGCCAGACUGUUAGAAUGAAGGAAGAGAAGGAAGUGUUGGAACACUUUGCUGGAGUGUUUACAAUGAUGAAUCCCUUAACAUUUAAGGAAAUCUUUCAAACGACAGUUCCUUACAUGGUGGAAAGAAUCUCCAAAAAUUACGCUCUUCAGAUUGUUGCCAACUCCUUCUUGGCCAACCCUACUACCUCUGCGCUGUUCGCUACGAUCCUGGUGGAGUACCUCCUGGACCGCCUGCCCGAGAUGGGCUCCAACGUGGAGCUCUCCAACCUGUACCUUAAGCUCUUCAAGCUGGUCUUUGGCUCAGUUUCCCUCUUCGCAGCUGAAAAUGAACAAAUGCUGAAGCCUCACCUGCACAAGAUUGUGAACAGCUCCAUGGAGCUCGCCCAGACCGCCAAAGAACCGUACAACUACUUCCUGCUGCUCCGAGCCCUGUUCCGCUCCAUUGGCGGGGGCAGCCAUGACCUCCUGUAUCAGGAGUUUCUGCCUCUCCUGCCCAACCUCCUGCAAGGGCUGAACAUGCUGCAGAGCGGCCUGCACAAGCAGCACAUGAAGGACCUCUUCGUGGAGCUCUGCCUGACGGUGCCCGUGCGCCUCAGCUCGCUCCUGCCCUACCUGCCCAUGCUGAUGGACCCCUUGGUGUCCGCCCUCAACGGCUCGCAGACGCUGGUCAGCCAAGGCCUGCGGACCCUGGAGCUGUGCGUGGACAACCUGCAGCCCGACUUCCUCUAUGACCACAUUCAGCCAGUGCGUGCGGAGCUCAUGCAGGCCCUGUGGCGCACAUUGCGGAACCCCGCUGACAGCAUCUCCCAUGUGGCCUACCGCGUCCUGGGCAAGUUUGGUGGCAGCAACCGGAAGAUGCUGAAGGAGUCCCAGAAGCUGCACUACGUCGUGACUGAAGUCCAAGGCCCGAGCAUCACCGUGGAGUUUUCUGACUGUAAAGCAUCUCUUCAGCUCCCAAUGGAGAAGGCCAUUGAGACUGCCCUGGACUGCCUGAAAAGUGCCAACACGGAGCCCUACUACCGGCGGCAGGCGUGGGAGGUGAUCAAGUGCUUCCUGGUGGCCAUGAUGAGCCUGGAGGACAAUAAGCACGCACUCUACCAGCUCCUGGCACACCCCAAUUUCACGGAAAAGACCAUCCCGAAUGUCAUCAUCUCCCACCGCUACAAAGCGCAGGACACUCCCGCCCGGAAGACGUUCGAGCAGGCGCUGACUGGGGCCUUCAUGUCUGCGGUCAUCAAGGACCUCCGGCCCAGUGCGCUGCCCUUCGUGGCCAGCCUGAUCCGUCACUACACCAUGGUGGCAGUGGCCCAGCAGUGUGGUCCUUUCCUGCUGCCGUGCUACCAGGUGGGCGGCCAGCCCAGCACCGCCAUGUUCCACAGUGAGGAGAACGGGUCCAAGGGGAUGGACCCCCUGGUCCUCAUCGACGCUAUCGCCAUCUGCAUGGCCUACGAGGAGAAGGAGCUGUGCAAGAUCGGGGAGGUGGCCCUGGCCGUGAUAUUCGAUGUCGCGAGCAUCAUCCUGGGCUCUAAGGAGAGGGCGUGCCAGCUGCCCCUCUUCUCCUACAUCGUGGAGCGCCUGUGCGCCUGCUGCUACGAGCAGGCCUGGUACGCUAAGCUGGGCGGCGUGGUGUCCAUCAAGUUCCUCAUGGAGCGGCUGCCGCUCACCUGGGUGCUGCAGAACCAGCAGACGUUCCUCAAGGCGCUGCUCUUCGUCAUGAUGGACCUGACAGGGGAGGUGUCCAAUGGGGCCGUGGCCAUGGCCAAGACCACGCUGGAGCAGCUCCUGAUGCGCUGUGCGACCCCCCUGAAGGACGAGGAGCGGGCCGAGGACAUCGUGGCGGCCCAGGAGAAGUCCUUCCACCAUGUGACGCACGACCUGGUGCGGGAGGUCACGUCCCCCAACUCCACGGUGAGGAAGCAGGCCAUGCACUCGCUGCAGGUGCUGGCCCAGGUCACCGGCAAGAGUGUGACGGUCAUCAUGGAGCCCCACAAGGAGGUGCUCCAGGACAUGGUCCCUCCUAAGAAGCACCUGCUGCGGCACCAGCCGGCCAACGCGCAGAUCGGCCUCAUGGAGGGCAACACCUUUUGCACCACGCUGCAGCCGCGCCUCUUCACCAUGGACCUCAACGUGGUGGAGCACAAGGUGUUCUACACAGAGCUGCUGAACCUGUGCGAGGCCGAGGACUCGGCGCUCACCAAGCUGCCGUGCUACAAGAGCCUGCCGUCGCUCGUGCCCCUACGCAUCGCUGCCCUGAAUGCACUUGCUGCCUGUAAUUACCUGCCUCAGUCCCGAGAGAAGAUCAUCGCCGCCCUCUUCAAGGCCCUGAACUCCACCAACAGUGAGCUCCAGGAGGCUGGAGAGGCCUGCAUGAGGAAGUUUCUAGAAGGCGCCACCAUCGAGGUGGACCAGAUCCACACGCACAUGCGGCCCCUGCUAAUGAUGCUGGGCGACUACCGCAGCCUGACCCUCAACGUGGUCAACCGCCUGACCUCCGUCACCAGGCUCUUCCCCAACUCCUUCAAUGACAAGUUCUGUGAUCAGAUGAUGCAACAUCUCCGCAAGUGGAUGGAAGUGGUGGUCCUCACGCACAAAGGGGGCCAGCGGAGCGACGGGAACGAGAGCAUGUCAGAGUGCGGGAGAUGUUCCUUGUCUCCAUUCUGUCAGUUUGAGCCUGCCGUGGAAGGGGUGGAGGAAAUGAAAAUCUGUUCGGCGAUUAUAAAUCUUUUUCAUCUGAUCCCGGCGGCGCCUCAGACUCUGGUCAAGCCUCUGUUAGAGGUCGUGAUGAAAACAGAACGGGCGAUGUUGAUUGAGGCAGGCAGCCCGUUCCGAGAGCCUCUGAUCAAGUUCCUGACGCGGCAUCCGUCCCAGACCGUGGAGCUGUUCAUGAUGGAAGCGACGCUGAACGACCCACAGUGGAGCCGGAUGUUCAUGAGUUUCCUAAAGCACAAAGACUCGAGGCCACUGCGGGACGUGCUGGCUGCCAACCCCAACAGGUUCAUCACGCUGCUGCUGCCGUGUGGCGCGCAGGCGGCUGUGCGGCCCGGCUCCCCCAGCACCAUGCGGCUGGACCUCCAGUUCCAGGCCAUCAAGAUCAUCAGCAUCAUCGUUAAGAACGACGACUCCUGGCUUGCCAACCAGCAUUCUCUGGUGAGCCAGUUGAGACGCGUGUGGGUAAGCGAGACCUUCCAGGAAAGGCACCGGAAGGAGAACAUGGCGGCCACAAACUGGAAGGAGCCCAAGCUGCUGGCCUACUGUCUGCUGAGUUACUGCAAGAGAAAUUACGGAGACAUAGAAUUACUGUUCCAGCUGCUCCGUGCCUUUACUGGCCGUUUUCUGUGCAACAUGACAUUCCUGAAGGAGUACAUGGAGGAGGAGAUUCCCAAGAACUACAGCAUUGCCCAGAAGCGUGCUUUGUUUUUUCGCUUUGUCGAAUUCCUUGACCCCAACUUUGGUGAUGAACUCAAGGCUAAGGUUCUGCAGCACAUCUUGAACCCUGCUUUUUUGUACAGUUUUGAGAAGGGGGAAGGAGAGCAGCUCUUGGGGCCCCCCAACCCGGAGGGGGAUAACCCCGAAAGCAUCACCAGCGUGUUCAUAACCAAGGUGCUGGACCCCGAGAAGCAAGCGGACAUGCUGGACUCGCUGCGCAUCUACCUGCUGCAGUACGCCACGCUGCUGGUGGAGCACGCGCCCCACCACAUCCACGACAACAACAAGAACCGCAACAGCAAGCUGCGCCGCCUCAUGACCUUUGCAUGGCCCUGCCUGCUCUCCAAGGCCUGCGUGGACCCUGCCUGCAAGUACAGCGGCCACCUGCUCCUGGCACACAUCAUCGCCAAGUUCGCCAUCCACAAGAAAAUCGUCCUGCAGGUGUUCCACAGCCUCCUCAAGGCCCACGCCAUGGAGGCGCGCGCCAUCGUGAGGCAGGCCAUGGCCAUCCUGACCCCGGCAGUGCCGGCCAGGAUGGAGGACGGGCACCAGAUGCUGACCCACUGGACACGCAAGAUCAUCGUGGAGGAGGGCCACACAGUGCCGCAGCUGGUGCACAUCCUGCAUCUCAUUGUGCAGCACUUCAAGGUGUACUACCCGGUCCGGCACCACUUGGUCCAGCACAUGGUCAGCGCCAUGCAGCGGCUGGGCUUCACGCCCAGCGUCACCAUCGAGCAGCGGAGACUGGCUGUGGACCUGUCCGAAGUGGUCAUCAAGUGGGAACUGCAGCGGAUCAAGGACCAGCAGCCGGACUCGGACGUGGACCCCAGCUCCAGCGGCGAGGGUGUGAGCUCUGUGUCCUCGUCCAUCAAGAGGGGCCUGUCGGUGGACUCGGCGCAGGAAGUGAAGCGCUUCCGGACAGCCACGGGCGCCAUCAGCGCGGUGUUCGGGCGGAGCCAGUCGCUGCCGGGAGCCGACUCGCUGCUUGCCAAGCCCAUCGAGAAGCAGCACACGGACACGGUGGUCAACUUCCUCAUCCGCGUGGCCUGCCAGGUGAAUGACAGCACGAGCACCGCGGGCUCUCCUGGGGAGCUGCUGUCCAGGCGCUGUGUGACGCUGCUGAAGACAGCCCUGAGGCCUGACAUGUGGUGCAAGUCAGAACUGAAGCUGCAGUGGUUUGACAAGCUGCUCAUGAGCGUGGAGCAGCCGAAUCAGGUCAACUACGGGAACAUCUGCACGGGGCUGGAGGUGCUGAGCUUCCUGCUGACGGUGCUGCAGUCGCCCGCCAUCCUCAGCAGCUUCAAGCCGCUGCAGCGCGGCAUUGCCGCCUGCAUGACAUGCGGGAACACCAAAGUCCUGCGGGCCGUGCACAGCCUCCUCUCGCGCCUCAUGAGCAUCUUCCCCACGGAGCCAAGUACGUCCAGCGUGGCCUCCAAGCACGAGGAGCUGGAGUGCCUGUAUGCGGCGGUUGGGAAGGUCAUCUACGAGGGCCUGACCAGCUACGAGAAGGCCACCAGCGCCAACCCCUCCCAGCUCUUCGGGACCCUCAUGAUCCUCAAGUCGGCCUGCAGCAACAACCCGAGCUACAUCGACAGGCUCAUCUCGGUCUUCAUGCGCUCCCUCCAGAAGAUGGUUCGGGAGCAUCUGAACCCACAAGCGGCCUCCGGGAGCACAGAAGCGACCUCAGGGACGAGCGAGCUGGUGAUGCUGAGCCUGGAGCUGGUGAAGACACGCCUGGCCGUGAUGAGCAUGGAGAUGAGGAAGAACUUCAUCCAGGCCAUCCUUACCUCCCUCAUUGAGAAGUCUCCGGAUGCCAAGAUCCUUCGCGCUGUGGUUAAAAUCGUGGAAGAAUGGGUGAAAAAUAACUCCCCGAUGGCAGCCAAUCAGACACCUACUCUCCGGGAGAAAUCCAUAUUGCUUGUGAAAAUGAUGACCUACAUAGAAAAACGCUUCCCUGAAGACCUUGAAUUAAAUGCCCAGUUUUUAGACCUUGUUAAUUAUGUCUACAGGGAUGAGACUCUGUCUGGCAGUGAGCUGACGGCCAAGCUCGAGCCCGCCUUCCUUUCCGGCCUGCGCUGUGCCCAGCCGCUCAUCAGGGCGAAGUUUUUCGAGGUUUUUGACAACUCCAUGAAGCGCCGGGUGUACGAGCGGCUGCUGUACCUGACCUGUUCGCAGAACUGGGAGGCCAUGGGGAACCACUUCUGGGUCAAGCAGUGCAUCGAGCUGCUCCUGGCCGUGUGUGAGAAGGGCACGCCCAUUGGGACCAGCUGCCAGGGAGCCAUGCUCCCCUCCAUCACCAACGUCAUCAACCUGGCCGACAGCCACGACCGCGCGGCCUUCGCCAUGGUCACACACGUGAAGCAGGAGCCACGGGAGCGUGAGAACAGCGAGUCCAAGGAGGAGGAUGUGGAGAUAGACAUCGAACUGGCCCCCGGGGAUCAGACCAGCACCCCCAAAACUAAAGAGCUUUCCGAGAAGGACAUCGGGAACCAGCUGCACAUGCUGACCAACAGACAUGACAAGUUUCUGGACACGCUCCGUGAGGUGAAGACGGGGGCCCUGCUCAGCGCCUUCGUCCAGCUGUGCCACAUCUCUACCACCCUGGCCGAGAAGACGUGGGUGCAGCUGUUCCCGCGGCUGUGGAAGAUCCUGUCGGACCGGCAGCAGCAUGCGCUGGCCGGGGAGAUCAGCCCGUUCCUGUGCAGCGGCAGCCACCAGGUGCAGCGGGACUGCCAGCCCAGCGCGCUCAACUGCUUCGUGGAGGCCAUGUCCCAGUGCGUCCCGCCCAUUCCCAUCCGGCCCUGUGUGCUCAAGUACCUGGGCAAGACGCACAACCUUUGGUUCCGCUCCACGCUCAUGCUGGAGCAUCAGGCCUUCGAGAAGGGCCUGAGCCUCCAAAUCAAGCCCAAGCAGACCACAGAGUUUUACGAGCAGGAGAGCAUCACGCCGCCUCAGCAGGAGAUCCUGGACUCGCUCGCGGAGCUCUACUCGCUGCUGCAGGAGGAGGACAUGUGGGCAGGCCUGUGGCAGAAACGCUGCAAGUACUCGGAGACGGCCAGCGCCAUCGCCUACGAGCAGCACGGCUUCUUUGAGCAGGCCCAGGAGUCCUACGAGAAAGCCAUGGAUAAAGCCAAGAAGGAGCACGAACGGAGCAGCGCGUCCCCCGCCAUCUUCCCGGAGUACCAGCUCUGGGAGGACCACUGGAUCCGGUGCUCUAAGGAGCUGAACCAGUGGGAAGCCUUGACUGAGUACGGCCAGUCCAAGGGCCACAUCAAUCCGUAUCUGGUGCUGGAGUGUGCCUGGCGGGUGUCCAACUGGACGGCCAUGAAGGAGGCACUGGUGCAGGUGGAGGUCAGCUGCCCCAAGGAGAUGGCGUGGAAGGUGAACAUGUACCGCGGCUACCUGGCCAUCUGCCACCCCGAGGAGCAGCAGCUCAGCUUCAUCGAGCGCCUGGUGGAGAUGGCCAGCAGCCUAGCCAUCCGCGAGUGGCGGCGGCUGCCCCACGUGGUGUCCCACGUGCACACGCCCCUGCUGCAGGCUGCCCAGCAGAUCAUCGAGCUCCAGGAGGCGGCCCAGAUCAACGCGGGCCUGCAGCCCGCCAACCUGGGCCGCAGCAACAGCCUGCACGACAUGAAGACGGUGGUGAAGACAUGGCGGAACCGGCUGCCCAUCGUGUCCGACGACUUGUCGCACUGGAGCAGCGUCUUCAUGUGGCGGCAGCACCAUUACCAGGCGAUUGUCACGGCUUACGAGAACAGUUCCCAGCACGACCCGAGCUCGAAUAACGCCAUGCUCGGGGUUCACGCCUCGGCCUCAGCCAUCAUCCAGUACGGGAAAAUCGCCCGGAAACAAGGGCUGGUCAACGUAGCUUUGGAUAUACUGAGUCGCAUCCACACGAUUCCCACCGUGCCCAUCGUGGACUGCUUCCAGAAGAUUCGCCAGCAAGUGAAGUGCUACCUGCAGCUGGCCGGAGUCAUGGGGAAGAAUGAGUGCAUGCAGGGCCUUGAGGUUAUUGAGUCUACGAACUUAAAGUACUUUACAAAAGAGAUGACAGCUGAGUUCUAUGCUCUGAAGGGGAUGUUCUUGGCACAGAUCAACAAGUCGGAAGAGGCCAACAAAGCCUUCUCUGCGGCUGUCCAAAUGCACGACGUGCUGGUGAAGGCCUGGGCCAUGUGGGGCGACUACCUGGAGAACAUCUUUGUGAAGGAGCGGCAGCUGCACCUGGGGGUGUCCGCCAUCACCUGCUACCUGCACGCGUGCCGGCACCAGAACGAGAGCAAGUCCAGGAAGUACCUGGCCAAGGUGCUGUGGCUUUUGAGUUUCGAUGAUGACAAAAACACUCUGGCAGAUGCUGUGGACAAGUACUGCAUCGGCGUACCCCCCAUCCAGUGGCUGUCCUGGAUCCCGCAGCUGCUCACCUGCCUGGUGGGCUCCGAGGGGAAACUGCUCCUGAACCUCAUCAGCCAGGUUGGACGCGUAUACCCCCAGGCUGUCUACUUCCCCAUCCGGACGCUCUACCUGACUCUGAAGAUAGAGCAGCGGGAGCGCUACAAGAGCGAUUCUGGACAGCAGCAGCCCAGCUCAGUGGGUAACCAGUCCCAUUCUGCAUCAGAUCCAGGGCCCAUAAGAGCGACGGCGCCCAUGUGGCGCUGCAGCCGCAUCAUGCACAUGCAGCGGGAGCUCCACCCCACCCUGCUGUCUUCCCUGGAAGGCAUCGUCGACCAGAUGGUCUGGUUCCGGGAGAACUGGCACGAAGAGGUGCUCCGGCAGCUGCAGCAGGGCCUGGCCAAGUGCUACUCGGUGGCGUUCGAGAAGAGCGGCGCCGUGUCGGAUGCCAAGAUCACGCCCCACACGCUCAACUUCGUCAAGAAGCUAGUGAGCACGUUCGGGGUAGGCCUGGAGAACGUCUCCAACGUGUCCACCAUGUUCUCCAGCGCUGCCUCCGAGUCUCUGGCCCGGCGGGCGCAGGCCACUGCACAGGACCCCGUCUUCCAGAAGCUGAAGGGCCAGUUCACCAGCGAUUUUGACUUCAGUGUCCCAGGGUCGAUGAAACUUCACAAUCUCAUUUCGAAGUUGAAAAAGUGGAUCAAAAUCUUGGAAGCUAAAACGAAGCAACUUCCAAAAUUCUUCCUCAUAGAAGAAAAGUGCCGUUUUCUGAGCAAUUUCUCCGCACAGACAGCUGAGGUCGAGAUUCCCGGGGAGUUUCUGAUGCCGAAGCCCACACACUACUACAUCAAGAUCGCUCGGUUCAUGCCCCGGGUGGAGAUUGUGCAGAAGCAUAACACCGCAGCCCGGAGGCUGUACAUCCGCGGCCACAAUGGCAAGAUCUACCCCUACCUGGUGAUGAACGACGCCUGCCUGACCGAGUCACGCCGGGAGGAGCGCGUGCUGCAGCUGCUGCGGCUGCUCAACCCCUGCCUGGAGAAGCGGAAGGAGACCACCAAGAGGCACCUGUUCUUCACGGUUCCCCGCGUGGUGGCAGUGUCCCCGCAGAUGCGCCUCGUGGAAGACAACCCCUCCUCCCUGUCCCUUGUGGAGAUCUACAAGCAGCGCUGCGCCAAGAAGGGCAUCGAGCACGACAACCCCAUCUCACGCUACUACGACCGGCUGGCCACGGUGCAGGCGCGCGGGACCCAGGCCAGCCACCAGGUGCUCCGCGACAUCCUCAAGGAGGUGCAGAGCAACAUGGUCCCGCGGAGCAUGCUGAAGGAGUGGGCGCUGCACGCGCUGCCCAACGCCACCGACUACUGGGCCUUCCGCAAGGUGCUCACCAUCCAGUUGGCGCUCAUCGGCUUUGCCGAGUUCGUCCUGCACUUGAACAGGCUCAACCCUGAGAUGCUCCAGAUUGCGCAGGACACUGGCAAACUCAAUGUCGCCUACUUCCGGUUUGACAUAAACGACGCGACCGGGGACUUGGAUGCCAACCGCCCCGUUCCUUUCCGCCUCACACCCAACAUCUCCGAGUUCCUGACCACCAUCGGGGUCUCCGGCCCGCUCACCGCCUCCAUGAUCGCCGUCGCCCGCUGCUUUGCACAGCCGAACUUCAAGGUGGACGGCAUCCUGAAGACGGUGCUGCGUGAUGAGAUCAUUGCCUGGCACAAGAAGACCCAGGAGGACACGUCAUCCCCGCUGUCGGCUGCUGGGCAGCCCGAGAACAUGGAUAGCCAGCAGCUUGUGACCCUGGUGCAGAAGGCGGUCACCGCCAUCAUGACCCGCCUGCACAACCUCGCCCAGUUCGAGGGCGGCGAGAGCAAAGUGAGCACCCUGGUGGCCGCUGCCAACAGCCUGGACAACCUGUGCCGCAUGGACCCCGCCUGGCACCCCUGGCUGUGACCCCCUGGGCUCCACCCAGCCGGCCGGGCCGGUUCCUCUCAGCAUCCUGCAGUCAAGUUCCUGCUGGUUCCGGUCAGGAGAGGGGUGUGACAGUGGCCGGAACUGUCCACGCUGAGCCGUCGGACCUGCCCUCUCCCACACUGCCCCCUCCCUGAUGCCACAGGUCUGCUCCCCCAGGGUCCAGCCUAGGGCCCCGCCAGCAACCGUCUCUCACAGACUUCUCCUAUCAGUGGAACUGAGAAAGAAUCACUUUUUUCUUCCUAAUUUAAAAAGAAACAACAGCUACGAACAUUUGUUCGUUAACUCUGGGCUGUUCACAUUUUUAUAAAUAGGUGCGUUGAGAAUGUUCUAUCUAAAUUUGUACAGUGUGAUUUUUUAGAAUAAAUAUUUUAUAACAGGA